Molecule: messenger RNA, 1529 nt
Organism: Rubroshorea leprosula
Lineage: Eukaryota; Viridiplantae; Streptophyta; Magnoliopsida; Malvales; Dipterocarpaceae
Source: the annotation of a GenBank genome assembly
GCGAAUUAAAAUUUUUCUCUUUUUUUUUUUUUUUCCUGGAAUUGGUGCAAAUUCUAGGGUUUUUGGGUUUUGAUUGAGGAAAGGAUGAGUGAAUUGAAGAUGGAAGAAAUUUCGUUACCAGCGUUGUUUGAGCAAGCUCGGAAGAUCCAUCUGGCGGCGACGGAGUCCGGUGCUGAUCAGGAGCUCGUUCGGAAAGGAUGCGAAGUGCUGGAGAAGUGCGACGACAUGGUUAGUAAGCUGGGGUUGUUCUCAGCCAAUGAGACCAAAGACGACAUCAGCACCGCCAAUCUCAAGUAUAUCCUGGUUCUAUAUUAUCUUGGAGAGCUGAAUGAAAAACUUGCCGGGGAUGACAGGGUACAGAUACUUAAAACUUCGCAGGCAAAAUUGAAGGAGUUCCUUACUUUUUGCGAGGCAAUGGAACUUGUACCAGAAGAGGAGUUGCAAGCAUCUGCUCAAGGGGGUGCAAAUUCUUUUGUUGAGAGAAGAGCCCUUAAGAUUGCUCGGUUCAAACGCCAAAUAGCUGCUGAAGCUAAGUUGACAGAAAUAAGGGAGAGGAAGGAGCGCCGUGGACGUUCAACAAAAGCUGCUGCGUUAUCCACUCCUGUUGAGGCUGAAGAGGAAGAUUUGCUAGAUGAUGAUGGAGAGGAAGAAAGGGAGGCUUGGCUUACUACCAUCUCUUUGGCCACUUGUAAGGCUUUUGAUCUACUUGAAAUGCUUAAGAAGGAAGAAGAAAUGCUUUCUGCUAUAAAGGAAAUACAAGUAAAGGAAGGGGACAAGGAAUUUUCACAAGAUGCACUUGAUGAUCGGACCAGGAAAGCAGAAGCAUGGCAUCGUGAUGCUGCAGCUCGUGCACAUUAUACUAAACCUGCACAGCCUAUCACAUGUGCCACAUUUGCACAAGAUGUUCUAGAAGGAAGAGCAAAGGUCUCACAGGCACAUGACCACAAACACCAGCCUUUGAUAUUUGGACCUCAAAGCCUUGUGGGUGGAAGCCUAACAAGUGAGAGGGAAAGAAUGGCUGCACAAGUUUUCCAGCCUGGUCAUAGGUUACCAACCAUGAGUAUAGAGGAAGCCGGUCUUAGGGAAAUGCAAAUGAUGAAUAAUUGGCAGGAAAGAACAGCUAAGAUGAUGGAAGACGCUAAUUCCGCUUGGUAUAAGGACAAUCAGAAGUUGGGACCAAAUGAAGAUGACGACGAUGACGAUGAUGCAGCCCAAGAGAAAGCAAGGGCAUGGGAUGACUGGAAAGAUGAUAAUCCUCGAGGUGCUGGCAAUAAGAAGCUUACCCCUUGUGGGUAACUAGGUUUAUUAUGUACUCUUUCAAAAAAAAUCAAUUAAUGGCAGAAUCAGCUACCAGGAGCAUCACUUAAAUUUUUACAUUUUAGUACAUUUUGGGUCUCAUUGCUUUCUUAGUUUUUGUGGUUUGACAUUUAGAAGACUGUAUAAUAUCAGACAGACAUUAGAAACCCGUCCUGUUCCUUUUUGUCUGCACGUACGAUUGACAAAUUCUCGAAUAGAGAGUCUAUUUAUUG